AUGCCCGCAGAUCAACCCAUCGCCGUUGGCGACUCCAAAGGCCCUACCGCCGACGCCAUCCCAACUUCCUCCACCACCACGAACGAAGAUGCCGCCGUCAGCCAGGGCAUCCACACCCUCGAGGUCAGAUCCGUCCACUGGUACAGCUACCUGACCACUGUCGACUUCUGGAUCGUCCUCGCUCUCGGCCAGGUCCUCGCCCUGUGCAUCACGGCCACCAACACCUUCACCAGCUUCCUCGCCAACGCCGGCACCAACAUCCCUGCCUUCCAGACCGUCUUCAACUACAUCCUCAUGUUCAUUAUGUACACGCCCUGGUUCCUCUACAAGGACGGCGUCAAGGGCUGGUGGCGCGUCGCUGUGAAGGAUGGAUGGAAGUACUUCAUCAUGGCGUUUUUGGAUGUCGAGGGAAACUACUUUACGGUUUUGGCUUACAGAUACACAAACGUCUUGUCUGCGCAGCUCAUCAACUUCUGGGCCAUUGUCUGCGUUGUGGUCAUUUCCUUCUUCCUCCUCAAGGUCCGCUACAGAGUGUUCCAGAUCAUCGGUAUCUUGGUAUGCUGUGGUGGUAUGGGUAUUCUGAUUGGCAGCGACCAUAUCACCGGUACCAACGGCGGUAAAGGUCUUGACAUGGUCAAGGGUGAUUUGUUCGCUCUGCUCGGUGCCACCCUCUACGGUACUACCAAUGUCUUCGAGGAGUGGCUUGUUUCCAGGGCUCAUCUGUACCACGUCCUGUCUUUCCUGGGUCUGUUUGGUAUGUGCAUCAACGCUGUCCAGGCUGCCAUCUUUGACCGAAACUCCUUCGAUAACGCUACCUGGAACGGUAAGGUUAUCGGCUGGAUCGUUGGUUACACUCUGUGCCUGAACCUGUUCUACGCCCUGGUUCCUGUCAUGCUGCGCAUGGGCAGUGCGGCUUUCCUCAACAUCUCGUUGCUGACUGCCAACUUCUGGGGUGUCAUCAUCGGAAUCCGGGUCUUCGGUUACACCAUCCACUUUCUCUACCCCAUUGCCUUUGUCCUUAUCAUCAUUGGUCAGCUCACCUACUUCGUCACUGGCAGCAUGCUUAGCGACUCCAAGAAGCCCUGGCUGGGCGAUAACCAGGAGGAUGGCGUUUUGGGAUUCGGUACUGCCAAGCUCAAGGCUCUCAACGCUGCGCGUAAGGCGCAGAUUGAGGCCGAGGCUGGCAACAACGAGUCAUGA
This is a messenger RNA of Fusarium sp. VM40, 1200 nucleotides long. Lineage: Eukaryota; Fungi; Ascomycota; Sordariomycetes; Hypocreales; Nectriaceae. The record is from the annotation of a GenBank genome assembly.